This is a messenger RNA of Panicum virgatum (switchgrass), 477 nucleotides long. Its product is annotated as E3 ubiquitin protein ligase DRIP2-like. The transcript has 2 exons. Gene Ontology annotation, molecular function: ubiquitin-protein transferase activity. Bases 25 to 372 code for a protein of 115 amino acids. The record is from RefSeq and is a predicted model, not a curated record. NCBI's taxonomy places the organism in Eukaryota, Viridiplantae, Streptophyta, Magnoliopsida, Poales, Poaceae.
UACCUUGCUCCACAGGUCACAGCUAUGGCACGGUCGGAGAAGCCCCAGCAAACCUCGGCGCCCUCGCCGUCGGCGAACCGGGGCUCCCGCACUAGCGAGCCGCCCGAGCGGGGCCCCGCGCGGGGAGGCGAUUGCGUGAACGCCGACAAGGCAGCGCCUGCGCACCGCUCGAGCGUAGCGCCGUGCGUCACCUGCGGCCUCUGCGGCGGCAUCCUCCGCGAUGCCACCACCGUCUCCGAGUGCCUCCACUCCUUCUGCAGGAAAUGCAUAUGUCAGAAGUUUGAGGAUGAGGAUAUCAAAUGGUGCCCUAAAUGCUACACUGAUUUGGGGUGUGCUCCACUGGAGAAGCUCAGGUCAUGUCUGUUGGCAUAACUAGUUUGAUGUUAUUUUGCAGUCAUGCUUAACCGGAUAUUGGGGCAACGAUUAUGAUCGUAUCUAUGUGCUAUAUAUCUUUUCUGUUGGAAUUUUGGUUUAUAA